AUGAGUCGAGAUAAGAAUUCAUUAGAUUAUGAAUCCAACUUGAAUUCUUCUACUCACCUUGAACAUUUAAUGAUAAGUUAUAGUCAUAAACAGAAAGAAAUCGCAAUAAAUCUUACAAAACAUUUAAAAGAAAAAGGAUAUAAGGUAUGGUUUGAUCAAGACAAUCUGAAAUAUGCUGUAAAUACAUUUAGAAGUUUGGCUGAAGCCAUAGAAAAAUCUUACGCUGUAUGUAUUAUAUAUUCCGAAAAUUAUAAAAAUAGCGAAUAUGCUGAGAUGGAAGCAACAUAUGCAAUUUGUUUGAAAAAACCAAUUAUUUGUUUACGUGCACAACGUGACUACAAACCAAAGGGUUGGCUAGGUCUUAUAACUGCCCGAGAAAAUCGUAUUGACAUUUCUGGAAAAUAUCCAUUUGAUGAGUAUUUUUCUACUUUAUGUCGAAGAAUCGAUGAAUGCACAAAAAUCAAAACGGAUCAUUGUAGGUGAUCAUGUAUGUCAUAUCAUUUGUCAGUUAUUAUUCAUCAUAUUAUUUAUCGGCAAUAUAAUCUUUUUUUUAAUUGAUACUAGCGAAUAUUAAAAUAGGAAUAAUUAAUGAAGCCCUAAAAGACUUUUAUAUCACAGUUGAAAUGAAAGUAUAUAUUUUGUAUUUUUCAAAUGACUAAGAUCAACAUAGAAACUAGUAUGAUUUGAAAAUGAUUUUUUGUUACGAACUAAAUUCCAAUAGAAAACUAUUUUGGAAGAUGAAAAUUUCAAAACCAUUUUGAUAUAAAAAACAUUUAACAGCUGUUUCAUUCUAGUAUUGAACUCCAAAUUAGUAAGUACUAAUAACUUAGAUACAAUUUAAAACCAAAAGCAUUCAUUUUCCACAGUUAUCACUGUUUUCUUAAGUCAGUCAGUUAAAUUUUAUUGAUUUUUAUUUACAGUUUAAAUCAUUUUAUGAUGAACGCGUCAACUAUCCGAUAAUAUUGGUAUCAUCGGUUUCCAUUUUGAUAUGAAUGGAUAUCAUCACUUACGGGUUCUUACUGAAACAUCGAAAAUUGUGCAUGUAGCUAAUACGUAUUGAGCAUAUAAUUUUUAGCGAUUCUAAGAAUCUUAUUGAAAAAUCAUUUAAAACCAGUGAUUACUAGAUAAUUAUUUUGUUGCGAUUCCAGACUUCCUAAAUCCAUAAGCUAAUUACGCAACUGAAAUUGGAUUUCAAGAUCUUUAAAUAUUAAAUCCAGAAAUUCACAAACAAGUUUUUAAUCAACACUACUAAAGUGGAAUAUCUUUUUAACUGAUAUAAUCCAAAGAAACAUGUUAUCUUUUAGUACAUUUCCAUGGAAGACCCUUUUGAUGAUUAUAUGGUAGCUUUUAAGGAUUUUAUAAUCAGAGAUGGAUGGCUACUAACGGCAGAAUCCAGGACUCACGUUUCGUUUUACUUGAGACUCGACAGAUGAAUUAACCUGCAUUCGAGAGCCGGUGUUCAAUCUGGAACUAGAACUCACUACCGUUCAUUUUAAACGCCAUCGCGUCAUACACUUAUUUAUUGAGCACGGAUAGCCACUAGCUUGUGCAAUGAGGUGAAAUCUAAUUUAUUUUUGGAUUAAAUGUUUAAAUCUUUCCACUGACGUUUAGGACUGCAGUUGGCCAUCUAGACUUAGUAGCUAAGUGGAUAAUGCAAUCGCACUUAAAAUAAACGGUACCGAGUUCGAUCCCCGGAGUAAACACCAACUCAGGGGUGCAGGUAAAUGCAGCUGACGAGUCCAAAAUAGGGUGAAACGAGCAUUCUGCAUUCCACUGCUAACCACCAACCAUCCCUGUUUAUAAUACUUGUGACCCAAGGUAAUAUCAAGGUGACACUCACAUGAUGUACAAAUGUCAAUAGAUGACUGAUCAAUCACAGUCUGAAACGUCAUUGGGAAGAUCUAAACAACCAAUUAAAAAAUGAGUUUUUAUUGACUUUGUUCGUUAACAGUAGUUUACUUUCUCCAAUUGGUCUAAGUUUAUUUUGUUUCAAUUCUUCGAUUAGUAUUUUGAAAUGAUUUAUGUACUUUGUAAAUCUUUAAAAAUCAUGCAAUAUUAUUCUCUUGUUACCUGUAAUCUUCAUUAUUAUAACAAAAUGAAAUGUAGUUCCUGUUAUAAGCAUGCAUUUCAUUUCAAAUGAAUAUUUCUAUCUGAUUUUGUUGUGUACAAUAAUUCUAAGUAGAAGAACUCUUGAAAGAUGAAGAAUUGAACUGUAGUUCAUAGCACUUGAAUGUUACUUCAAGUAUUUCCAGACAGUCGGAAGGUGAACAGCAAUAGAGAUCAGAAAGCGCUUUUCAUACUAUUUGGUACUCGUCUGAUCAAUGUACCUGCAUCUCAGAGUUAGUGUUCACUCCGAGUGUCAAACACGAAAAAAUGUGGGUCCUGGUUUCCACUGCUAGCCAUGUCCAAUCUUUUUUAUCGGAACUUGUAUUACAGUGGCUAUAUCGAGGCAGUCCUCAUAGGAUGCUUAUAUGCCACGCGGGAAUGAACAAAUUUCAGUUAACAUUUCAGCAACAGGGCAAUCUAAUCCAUUUAAAUUUGAAUGAAAAAGACAUUUUGUAGCAGAUUUCAGGACACUUCUGUGUAUUUUGUAGAUUAGUCAAAAAACUGUAAGAACACUUGUCCUAUUUGUUUCUAAUUAUUAACAAGAUUUACUGGGUUUUUGUCAACCUUUCUUACAAUAGAAUUUAUUCACAAAAUUAUUAAUAAUGUUAGUGGGGGAUUCAGAAUACAUACACUCAUUUCACUAAACUUUGUACUGAUUUAUAAUAUAGCACUUUAGAAAAUACAGUUGUUAGACGAAUCGUAAUAAAUUAAAAACAUUAAAUGAAUUUUUCAUUUGGAUUGAUUAUAAACAUCAAAGGACAAUUGUUGUUUGAUACUAAUCUAAGGAUUGAGACGUCUUGUUUAAGCAAUUUCAGUGUAUGCUACUUAUGCGGACAAUUAUAAGAAGUAUAUAUCAAGAAUCGGAAGUGGAGUCCUUAUCGACAGAAAGCUGAAAUAAGGAGAAGAAGAAAGAAAAUAGAUCAAUCAGAACAACUACAGAAUUGGAGGAACGAUGGAGAUGUGCAGAUGAAGAUAUGCAAAUUAUUUAUUUAAUGUAUGAUUUUAAUAUUUUAUAAAGUCACUGCGUGACUUUUACCGAAACAUGAAAUCGGUUUUACCUAACUACUCUUUGCUCUCAACAUAACCACCGUUCUCACGAGUAAUCGAUUGUAGUCCUUAAAGUCACAGACGAAAAUAUACAGACGUGUACAGUUCAAUUCACACCUCCCCACACAUAUUAGUAUCUAGUUAAACUCAGAACUUAGUAAACAACGGGUUUAUUGUUUGAAACCAUAUAUACUAGGUCGGAGUCCAGAGGAGAGCCUUGAAGUUGAAAUGUGUUAGCCACACCUAAAUGACGAGUCCCAAGUAGGAUAAAGCAUUCAUCUUUGAUUUCACUGCCAUCCUCUAUCGAAUGUAACUAAUAACAUGCGACGAGAUGUUAAUAUUACGACAAUUUGUUCAAUAUAGACUGAUUAUUUGUAGUUAUUAACACUGGCGACGGGAAAAUACAAACCAUUUUAAAUAAUAAAGAAACGCUAUUACCAAUAAAUUUUUAAGUUUAUUAUUUUCAUUCAUUUCCAGAAAUAGUUCUCGAUUUAAUCUUGACGUGAUUUUUGAAUAGAUAAAAGAAUGUUACCCGCCUUGCAACAAACAACCUCUAAACUUAACUGACAAUAUAUACAAUCAAGUUCAAGUUUAAAACAAAUAUGAAGGAAAUUUUAUAUUUUUACUUAAUUUUUCAAAUGAUGUUGUAAACUACGUAUGCUUUCUGCACACAUUACAAAUAUCUCUAUACAAGGAAUUAUCAGAGUGUACACUUCUAUCUAUUUUAAAACUUCUUGGUGAAAUGUUCAUGUUUUACUGGAUUUCAUUCUUUAUCUUUUAUUUACUUAUUGAAAUUUCUAUUUUAUUGAUUUCUUUCGAAAAAUUUCGCUACUCUGUUUAAAAACAAAAUUAAUUUUAUUUAUCUUGGCUUAUCCAUGUAUCGUUGUUAAACAUUAGUGAAAAAGGUAUGUGUUACAUUGCAUUUAAUAAUGUUAUGUUUACAAUUAACAUAUUUUGACAAUGAAACAUACUUGGAAGAAUUUUGUCGUGAUAAUGUGAGUGUUGAAGUGUCAUCUUUUUUCCAUAAUUUAAAUCAAACAGUAAUUAUUUAUGAAAAUUUGAUCAAUUGAAUGUUGUUUAGUUCAAAAUUCUGUAAUACUUCCAACUAAAUAUCAAAUAUGUUGGUGAUAAUUCAAACAUUUUCAUUUGUUUCAAUAAAAAAAAGGAUGAGAAUAUUCUUAGAAUAAAAUGAUUUCAAUGGA
Messenger RNA from Schistosoma spindalis, 4355 nucleotides. The record is from the annotation of a GenBank genome assembly. Lineage: Eukaryota; Metazoa; Platyhelminthes; Trematoda; Strigeidida; Schistosomatidae.